This is a messenger RNA of Vicia faba (fava bean), 1265 nucleotides long. The record is from the annotation of a GenBank genome assembly. NCBI's taxonomy places the organism in Eukaryota, Viridiplantae, Streptophyta, Magnoliopsida, Fabales, Fabaceae.
AUGGCGGAAUCAUCAUCAUCGUCGUCGUCUUCAACAGCACCAGCACUGAGAGCGAAGUCCGAUACAGAGAUAGAAGAAAUGCUGGAUCGGAUGCUAACUCGCUUAGCUCUCUGCGACGAUUCCAACCUCGAACCCUUACUCUCCAAGCUUCUCCCUCUCACAAUCUCUUCUCUCUCUUCUCAAGCCAUCGCAGUUCGCAACAAGGUUCUUGAGAUUUUGAGUCACGUGAACAAGAGAGUGAAGCUUCAGUCUGAUAUUGGUUUGCCUUUGACUGAGUUGUGGAAAUUGUAUUCGGAACCUGGUGCUGCUCCGAUGAUAAGGAAUUUUUGCAUUGUCUAUAUAGAGAUGGCUUUUCAACGUGUUGAUGCAAAGGUAAAGGAAGAUUUGGCACCUGAACUCUUGAUGAACAUCUCAAAACUUCCUAUUCAACACCAGGAAAUUAUCCUUAGAAUCAUUGUUAAGGUAAUUGGUGAGUGCCACUCUCGUAAAAUUGCUGAUGAAGUUGCUGCAAAGUUUAAAGAAGUGAGGAAUUCUCAAGAUAGGGAGCUGUUUAUUGAGUUUUGUCUUCAUACAAUGUUGUACCAGAGGGUCUCUCAAAGUGGUGGAUUCCCGCCUGGUCUUUCUGUUACUCAAGUCAAUCGUGUUACAGGGAAACAACAGUUGCAAAGUAAUGAACUUCUAUUAAGAAAGUUGGGUAUUUUGAAUGUCAUUGAAGCCAUGGAGCUUGACCCUGAGCUUGUUUAUCCUUUAUAUAUUGCUGCUUCUGUAGAUUGUGAAGAGCCUGUGGUCAAGAGAGGUGAGGAGCUUUUAAAGAAGAAGGCCAGUAGUGCUAGUCUAGAUGAUUUAAAUCUGCUCAAGAAACUAUUUUUGCUAUUUAAUGGUACUGUUGGAGCUGAAAGUGUUGAUUCAGAGUCAAGAGUGAGUCCUGGGAGUCAUGCUCUAAAGGCAAAGUUGAUGUCUAUAUUCUGCCGAUCUAUUGCAGCAGCAAACAGUUUCCCAUCGACCUUGCAGUGCAUUUUUGGUUGCGUUUAUGGUAAUGGUACCACAUCAAGGUUGAAGCAAUUGGGAAUGGAAUUUACUGUUUGGGUAUUUAAGCAUGCAAAAAUUGAUCAGCUGAAGUUAAUGGGUCCUGUUAUUUUGAGUGGAAUUAUGAAGUCUCUUGACAAUUAUUCUAUUUCAGAAGCAGAUGCCAGUGCUAGAGAGGUCAAAACUUAUGCUUUUCAAGCAAUUGGACUGCUUGCGCAACGUAUGCCUCACCUCUUCAG